AUGACCACCCCUUUAAAAACAAUAGCAACAAAAUACUCCAAAUAUCUUACACCGAAACGGCUCCUGUUCCGCUCAUCAGACAACUUGCAGUCUCUUGGUCAGGUCAGAGAGGUCUUUAAACAGUUGGGAAAGUAUGGUGAGAUGGCCGAAUACAAAGUAAUGAGAUGUCCUGAGACCUUCCAAUACCUCAACUACGGCUUCAUCGUCUACAAAAAUAGUCAGGAUGCGGAUAAAGCAAUGAAGGAUAAGUUCAUCAAGAUUCAGCCUUCCGACGUUUUUAAUGAACCUUUUGAAAUCAGUCUU
Mycotypha africana is the source of this 303-nucleotide messenger RNA. RefSeq lists its product as uncharacterized. The record is from RefSeq and is a predicted model, not a curated record. Lineage: Eukaryota; Fungi; Mucoromycota; Mucoromycetes; Mucorales; Mycotyphaceae. Gene Ontology annotation, molecular function: RNA binding. The transcript has 2 exons. The annotation marks the transcript as partial.